AUGUUGGAAGCCUUUCGCAACUCCCUACAUCAUCUCUCCGACUACCUCCACGCUUUUGCUGCCCAUCCCUCCUCUAUCUUCUCGACUCGAUCAGGAUCCAGUCCCGAAGCAUCGCCGAUCUCUCCUCUUCUACUCUACGGAGGAAUCCUCGCAGCCUCUCUCGCUGCCCUCAGCAUCGUACGCGCCGCACGGACCGACUACAGACGCAAAUUCUACGUGGAACAGGACACAAUGAUCAUCAAGUCGCCCCACCAGUUCAACGCUCCCACCAACUACACCCUUCCCGAGUUCCUUUUCAAGCCCAUUGACAUCGCAUCAUGCAAGGAACGAGUCAGCGCACCCCUCCUCUACCCGGCGGAUCCCGAGGUCACGGGGCGUCCUGAUGCCAAGCCCAUGUCGCUGGUCGACACGCGCGAAUAUGCCAUCAACCUCGCCUCUGCCCUCAUUUCGGGCUCUACCGAGUCCGGCCGCAAAUACAGCAGGGGCGAUGUCGUCGCUAUCAACGCCUCCAACCAGCACGAUUACCUCGCUUGCGCUCUCGGUAUUAUGAUGACCGGUGCCAGUGUCGCCCUCUUCAACCCCUCCUACAAACCUGUCGAGAUCGCUCACCAGAUCCGUAUGGUCAAGGCGACAGCCAUCAUCACCACCGAGGCUUCGUUCAAGGGCACACAGGAGGCGGCACAAGAGGCGGCUAAGAAAGGCGAAGACGGUCUUGAGCACCUCACCGAAGUGCCCGAGAUCCUCGUCUUUGAGGAGAGCCACGCCUCUUCCAUCGCCAAGAUCCUCAAGGUGGGCAAGGACGAGCUGCCGGAAACACGCACAUUGCUGGACAAUGUCAAGCUCGACCCCAAGACCACCACUGCCGUCUUCUGCUUCUCCUCGGGCACCACGGGUGGGCCCAAGGCGGUGCAGCUCUCGCACUAUGCCAUGGUGGCCAACGUCAUCCAGGCGUCGUACGCCAUGUUGGACCGCACCAACGACCCUUUGAUCGACGAAGACAACUGGUACGCUCACGGCCGCGAUGUGCUCGAUGGCUACUUCAUCACGCGCCUCACCGAGACCUGGAACACCGCCGCCGACUCGAUCAACACGGUCACCGAGCAGAUCUCGGGCAUGCAGCUCGCCCCGCGUCUGAGCCGCGGCGAGUUCCACAUUGACCUCCUGCCCCUCUUCCACUGCUACGGCAUGCUGAUGGGUUUCAUGGGCUUGCACACGUGCACGCCACGCCUGGUCCUCCCUCGCUUCGCGCUCGAUGUCUUCCUCUCCACGGUACAGCGUUACCGUGUCACAUUCAGCUUUGUCGUUCCUCCGAUCCUGCUGGCACUCGCCAAGCACCCCAUGGUGGAUCAAUACGAUCUGCGCUCGCUCCGUCUGCUCAGUUCCGGUGCCGCUGCGCUGCCGAACGAGCUCCGCGUCGCCGUCGAGAAGCGACUCGGCAUCAAGACCACCGACGGCUACGGCAUGUCGGAGAUGUCUCCCCUGGUGUGCAGCCAGAACAGCCGCGAUCUGGACCACUACCCGGGCACCGUGGGUCAGCUGGUCCCCGGCACCGAAGCCAAGGUGAUCGGUCACGACGGCCAAGAGGUUGGCUUUGGCGAGGAGGGCGAACUGUGCGUUCGCGGCCCGCAGAUGAUGCAGGGCUACCUCAACAACGACGAGGCCAACAAGAGCACCUUUAUCCCCUCGAUCGAUGCGCCCGAUCGCUUCCUGCGCACCGGCGAUAUUGUCAAGAUCAACAGCGAAGGGUACGUGACGAUCACGGACAGGUUGAAGGACGUGAUCAAGUACAACGGCUUCCAGGUCCCGCCGUCGGAGUUGGAAGCGUUGAUGUUCAAGGAGGAGCGGGUCGGCGACUGUGCGGUCCUCGGCGUGCCCGAUUCGGAAGGCACUGAGUUGCCAUGGGCCUUUGUGGUGCUCAACCCCAAGACCAAGUCCGAACUCGGCGAUGACGAGGACAAGAAGAAGCAGGUCGAGAAGGAGCUCCUGUCGUUCGUCAACGAACGCGUCAAUGCCGGGUACAAGAAGCUUCGUGGACUGACGUGGUUGGAUGCUCUGCCCAAGAGUGCGUCUGGUAAGAUCCUCAAGAAGGACAUCCGCGCUAUGGUCGAGCAGGAAAAGCUCGGCGCGAGGUCCUAA
This is a messenger RNA of Kalmanozyma brasiliensis GHG001, 2136 nucleotides long. Its product is annotated as AMP-dependent synthetase/ligase. The record is from RefSeq and is a predicted model, not a curated record. The transcript has a single exon. Lineage: Eukaryota; Fungi; Basidiomycota; Ustilaginomycetes; Ustilaginales. Gene Ontology annotation, molecular function: CoA-ligase activity. The coding region runs from base 1 to 2136 and encodes 711 amino acids.